Molecule: messenger RNA, 335 nt
Organism: Laetiporus sulphureus 93-53
Lineage: Eukaryota; Fungi; Basidiomycota; Agaricomycetes; Polyporales; Laetiporaceae
Exons: 2
Biological process (GO): glycerol-3-phosphate metabolic process
Cellular component (GO): mitochondrion; glycerol-3-phosphate dehydrogenase (FAD) complex
Molecular function (GO): glycerol-3-phosphate dehydrogenase (quinone) activity
Source: RefSeq, a predicted model, not a curated record
AUGUACUACGUGCUGGCUGGAAAGGAGAACAUGGAAUCUUCGUAUCUCAUGAGCAAGGGCAAAGCUUUGGAGACGUUCCCGAUGCUUAGACAGGAUGGCCUCGUAGGCGCGCUGGUUUACUAUGACGGUCAACAUAACGAUUCACGGAUGAACUCGCUUUAAUCAUGACGGCAGUACAGCAAGGCGCGAUUGCUGCGAACCACGUCGAGGUCACUUCGUUGCAGAAGGAAGCUGGUUCUGGCAAGCUCUACGGCUCACGGGUACAAGACAAAUUCACCGGCCAGGAAUUCGAAGUUCGCGCAAAGGGUAUUAUCGAUGCCACAGGCCCCUUCACG